GACUGAACGCGAACAGCUUCACUCGGCAAGGCAGAGUCAACGGCAAGAAAAGCCACCAGAGCGAACGCACGGUGCUCCUCUGUGCUUAAUGUAGCGCUGUAGUCUGGCAAGGUGUAUUCGUCGGUUCUGCGUUUAAAGCGUUUUGUGCAAUUGAAUAUUGUGAAUUGUGCUUCCACUAUCACCGGUGACAGUGUACUACGCAAAGGCAGUCGAACGAUCGAGCGCCAACGACGACACAGCUACAAAAGUGGCCACCGGGAGCGAUGUUUAGAUUUCAUUCACCGUGCUCAUUUACUCUGCUGUGUGCGAUCGCACUAGUGGCCGUACUUAUCAGGUCGACGCAGAGCUGUGAUCUGGACCAAACGCAACAGGGAUGCCGGAUAGAUAACGGUCAGUGCACUUGUGCGUUUGGCUGCAAAUCGGAAUUUCGCUACGCCACCAAGAAGGAGUGCCAGGAUGCAUUGAAGGGACGCUCCAGUGACAUCUGCAACCGACAGCCAUGCAUGAACGGGGGUACGUGCACGCAAGUAACGACAAUGCCACAGUACAAGUGUCGCUGCGAAGGAACCGGCUACUGGGGCAACCGAUGUCACCGAAUGUGUCCUAAACCCGACCAGCUGCCCCCGGGCACCAAGUUCCCUCACGAGUGUGUCGUUAUUUAGAUACUGGCUUUUGAUUCCGUUCCUCCGUCACAUAGUUAGAUCCAAUUAAAUCAGUAUACGUAUAAGUCGAAUCUCUACCGGGAAAGGGGCGCGAAAGAGAGACGGAUUUAGUACAAUGAAAAGAGUAGCAAAGUGUUUGUUUAUCACUAACCCUGCACGCCCGUUUCUCCAAAACUUAUAACCAUACUGUACCCUUGUAUGUGUCGCGCUGCACACUCUACACGCGGCAUCAUUUGUUACGACGAACCCGUAACGAUAAUACGCAUUGAUAAGCCUUUGCUUUCCCACAUCAUAUGGGCACCCCUUUCACACUACCUACAGCAGCCGCAAACAGAUGAAAUAGCACUGUAAUGCACGAAGCGGUUAGGACGGACGGAGUGUCUAUAAAGAAAAUGUACGUACUGGUGAAUGAUACAGCACACUGAUCUAGAAACAUUUCAUAAAAACAACAACAACAAAGUCCCUCGCACCAAACACUACUCUAGCAAAUACGACGAACAGUUUGAAUCAAACUAGCUGUUAGACAAUAUUGUUUCACAAUAAAGUUCUAUUUUCAAUAAAUGA
Messenger RNA from Anopheles merus, 1226 nucleotides. RefSeq names its product neurogenic locus notch homolog protein 1-like. The transcript is spliced from 4 exons. The coding region runs from base 264 to 662 and encodes 132 amino acids. The record is from RefSeq and is a predicted model, not a curated record. Lineage: Eukaryota; Metazoa; Arthropoda; Insecta; Diptera; Culicidae.